Parasteatoda tepidariorum (common house spider) is the source of this 5978-nucleotide messenger RNA. RefSeq names its product Limb expression 1 family member lowfat (gene lft). Lineage: Eukaryota; Metazoa; Arthropoda; Arachnida; Araneae; Theridiidae. Gene Ontology annotation, cellular component: cytoplasm. The record is from RefSeq and is a predicted model, not a curated record. Gene Ontology annotation, biological process: autophagosome maturation.
UGAAACAGGGGUAAAUCUUCUCCUAAUCCGACGACUCAAGAUACAACAAGUAGUUGGGCGUUCGAGGCAGAGCUGUAGGUUCAAGCGUCCCGAACAGUCCUCUAUAUUCCUUCAUUUUUUUUUUAUACAUAGUGACCCAAGGAUCUCAUAACAACUUUAUAACAAUUUGUUCGAAAGAGUCUCGAAUUCGAAGACGUCCGCUGCAACUGAAAGCAGUGUUUUUUCUGCUUUAGGUUCGCAGCUUGACAAUUUAUUUUUGUGUGUUGUGACUAGUAGUUGAGUUUGUUCUUUUAUUUUCGUUUUCAAAAUAGAAUGACGUCUAACAUGGCAAGACAUAAGACGAAAGCCGCACCCCCUGUCCCCCCGAGCCGCCGCACAAAUUCGGUGACGGGUUCGGUGUCCGACGCUCGGGCCAAGACCAUCCUAAAGGAAGCCGUGGAUGCUGUAGUCAACAGCUUCGCAAAACAUACUCAUGGAUAUGGCAGAGUGAAUGUGGUAGAAGCUUUACAAGAAUUCUGGCAGAUGAAACUGGCCAGGGGGGCUGAUCUCAAGAAUGGCGCACUUGUGAUAUAUGAAUCUAUGCCAUCUACGAACCCUCCAUACGUCUGCUAUGUCACAUUACCUGGCGGCAGCUGUUUUGGUAGCUUUCAGAACUGUCCUACAAAAGCAGAAGCCCGUCGUAGUGCAGCCAAGAUAGCCUUAAUGAACUCAGUCUUUAAUGAGCAUCCGUCUAGACGGAUAUCCGAUGAUUUCAUCGAAAAAGCAGUCGAAGAAGCCAAAUCAUCAUUCAAGCUACCAUCAGAUUCAGAUGACCCUGACAGAUCUCAUAGCGGUAUCGAUGCCUUUCGUUUCAUGCUGGAAUCCAACAAGGGCCGCACUAUGCUUGAAUUCCAGGAGCUUAUGACAGUUUUUCAACUACUACACUGGAAUGGUAGUCUGAAAGCGAUGCGAGAACGACAAUGUUCUAGGCAGGAAGUGGUGGCUCACUACUCUCAUAGAGCUCUGGAUGACGAUAUGAGGUCCCAGAUGGCUCUGGACUGGAUAGCCCGUGAACAGGAAGCUCCAGGUGUCAUAUCCCGCGAACUCUCAAGUGCAGAGAGAGAACUGGAAGCGGCAAGACUUGCCGGUCGUGAACUUAGGUUUCCCAAAGAAAAGAGAGAUAUUCUCAUGCUAGCGUGUGGUCAAGUCAACAAUGUAAACGGUCUUACUUAAUUCCCAGCAUCUUACAUAUAAAUAUAUAUUAUACUCAGACGAUGCCAGAAUCGCUCUCGUCUAUAGUCCUUUGCACUCGUGAUACAAAGUAUUGUAUAUAGAGACAAUGUAUGUUUGUAAAUGAAUUUUCCCAUAGUCCUUAUAUAGCAUCUCUACAACCAUGAUUCUAAUCAGCUAUGUCGUGAAUUCCAAGUGUGUUUAGACAUUAUAUAAAGACAUCAAUAAGUUUUUUUAACGAAGUAUUUUAGAAGAAUUGGAAUGUAAAUGUAAAUGAUUUAACUGAAAAUGCCGUCAACCGCAGAUUUCUCUCACCAAGCAUAAAAUGGAACAACUGAAGAGCUUAGUAGAAAAGCACAUUAAGGGACAUUUUUAAAACAAUUUUUAAAAAUAAAAUAAAUGUAUAGUAAUUGGUUGUUUAAAUGGAAAAUUAAUUAUUCACCGAGCGAGUAAAUAAGAUGGUUUUCAAUGAAAAAAUAUUUCUUGUAAACAGUUUUCUGACAUUAAUUAUUUCAAAGGUAAAGAUUUCCUUUUUUAUCUUCCCAAAUUCACUUACAUAUUUUACAACUAAGCUCAUUAAAUAAGUACAUCUGAAACAAAUCAUAUUGUAAAUGAUAGAGCUCAAACUUAUUUGAUAGAAAAGUUUUGUUUGCCUUAUUUUGCAAAGCAUUUAAGAAAUCUAACUAAUGCUUUCAUACUUUAUACUGCCGUGCAAUUGAAAAAACAACGUAAGCGACAAAAAAUUCAAAAUAGAGAUUUUUAUAUAUUAGACAUAUUGUUAUGAUAAGAUGCCCCCUCCCCCAUUGGAUAGCAAGGAAAAGAAAAUAAUAGUCUCAAGCCACUCUUCUAAAUAUCUAUUAUGAAAUGUUUACGUUGUUCUCUUAAUUGCACGGCAGCAUACAUAGAUAUUUCAGAAUGCAUAACAUAAUUGAAAUCUGCCUUAUAGGGUUGUUUUUAUGUCUUGAAUUUAAUCUUCAUAGUAAUGACAAAUGUAUUUUUAAUUUGUGAUAUUUUAGGAGAAAAUUUAGGUUGAUUUUUAAGAUUAAGCUCUAAUGUUAACAUUCAUUUACUUAGUUAAUUAACAAGUACAUGUUUCCAUUAAAACUAUGCUAUAUUUGUGUAGAAGUAUGUAUGAAUAUAAACAAUUGUACAGAAAAAUAGAGUGUUGUAAAUUAUAAUAUUGUAAAAAAUUAAGUCUGAAAUGUUACAAUUAAACUUAUUUUGAAAAUAUGCUUGAUAAUCGCAACAAACUUUAAGAAUUUAAUAUAAAAAGAAUUUCAGAAAUCUUCAGGUUUAGACACUCAAUAAACAAUCUGAUAAAUUAAAAUUUUUAAACUGACUUGUAAAUUCGCUUCUAAUAUUAAGGGUAUAUUACGCGAUAAGCCGCCUUUUUCGAUGAUCCUAUUGCACUAUUGUCUUUCAGCGUUAUUAUUAUACUAUGAAAAAACAACAUGGUGGUAAAAUCAUCUUAUUUUUAAUCAAUUUAUGACAGGAAAAAAUGCAAAAUGAUUUUAGUGAGAAUGUCUCUAAACUAAAUUCAUUACGUGGCUUUUAAACGUUUAGGUUAAAUUAAAAAUACUGUCCCGCAAAGUCUGAAAAAUCUCGCAAUUUUUAAAUGACCUGUCGGGCAUGUUAGAAGAAACAAUCUAGUUCUCUCUAUAAUAUUGUAUUAAUUAAUAUAAAUAAUUAUACUUGGAUUUGAAGUCAAAUUAUAAAUACUUGUCUAAGUAAAAGAAAAAUAUAACCUGUAGUUGAUUUAGUUGUAUAUGUGCUAGCCUCAGUUUUAGUGUUAAGGCAUUAACAGGUUUUAAAACACACUGAAAUUAAACACUUUCGUUCUUUCUUAUAAAUUAAAAAAUAAUAAUAAUAAUUAAUGUUUGUUGGGAUAUUUCUAUCGCUUUGAAAGCGUAGAAAUAAAAGCAUGCGUUAACGCAUGAUGCUACUCUAAUCUAAUGUGAUAUUGGUUUAUAUUGUGUAUAUAUGUCAUUACUUGAGUGAACUGCUUUUUUUUACCAUUUAUUGUGUAUAUGUAACAAUUGAAGAAUGAGAUCAUUCCUCCAAUGAGUGGUGAUAUUAAACUCUAUAAGUGAGUCCGUAUGGAAGAAUGAUUUUUUAUUUUACCGAAUUAUUGAUCACAAUUGUAUUAGUUCAUAAAUAUGUGGUCUUGUGAGAUUAAUAACAUAUUAUUUAUGCUGAUUUCUCAUAAUUUAUUUUAAUUUUUUUUGUGCAAAUGAUGUCUUUUAAUAUGCUUUAGUUAACUCUACUUUUUGGUGCUUUGUAUAGUUCUCUUACGCCUGAAGUGUUGAGUUUAUUUUAGAUGUAUUUUACUCCCAUAAGAAUUAUGUGCUUAAAGUAGCCAAAAAGGAUUUUCUGUCCCUUUUUUUAAUUUCAAGAAAUGACGGUUUCAAAAUCGUUCGAUACAUGGCUCUUAAUUUUUUUUUAUUCGAAGAAUCAUUGUCUUUAUAAAAGAAUAGUACCUGCUAAAAAAAUUUACAAUUUUUAGUUUCGGUGAACAGUAAAAAGAGAAAUAAGAAGAAAAAUAUGUGUGAAAUAUAGUUCAUGAGAAACUUUACAUUAUUAUGUAAGAAAUCGUGUAGUUUUAGUCCUAAAUUUAUCAAAAAUAGUGCAUACUGUGGCGACAUUAAUAUGCAUGGCAUUACUCAAAACAAACGUGGCAAAAGCAAUCUGUAGAUAAAAUUUAUAAAUUUAAAGUAGCUUUAAAAUGAGCAGUUUUUUUUCUUUUGAUAAUUUCUAAAAAAAAAAUUAUUCAAAAAAAAAACAUUUUCAUGUAAUUUUUCUCCUUCAUCUGCAAUGAUAAUUUAUCAAUUUCACUUAUUCAUAGAAUGCAAAUCAAAAUUAGAGUUAUUUAGGGUGUUUAUUAAUCCUCAAACUUAAAAUACCUAUACUUAAUACUUAAAAUACCAUACUUAAAAUACCUAUACGAGAAUUUAACCAAGGUUAAAGGUUUGUCAAAACAUUACCCUGAUCAAUCACAAUACAGUGGGUUUUUAAGCAUAAAAACCAGUUUAUUUUCGCAUAAAACUGAAAGUAGAUUGAGAAUUCUUUUCAAUUUCAUCCAUCAAAACACUGUACAGAAAUUGAAAUUAAAAUCAUAAAUACCGAUUUAUUUGUAGAUAAGAUUGAAAAGCUACGAAAUGGGAUUAAUAAAAAUGAUCUCCAGUUUCACUUACAAAUUAACUGGUUUCGAUGUCUUAAACCUCACUUUUACUAUGAUUGACCUCAAUGAUUAUUCAUCAAAUUUUGACAAUUUUUUUCUUAUAAAUAUUAAUUUUGCCACCUCUGUUGUGUACAUUUUUACUGCAUCUUGACCACAAGUUAUGUAAAUAUAUUUUUAGGGUGGGGAUUUAGGAACAUCCAGUAGAAGAUCAGAGAGGAAAAUAUUUAAAAACUCUCAAAUACACUGAAAUAUACUAUUUGUUAAGACUGUGAAAUUGUUUUGAAUAAUUUCAAUUCAAUUACGAUAAAACUUGAAAUAAGGCCAUGAAGUGUGGAAAUGCGAUGCUAACAAAUGUUAUAUUUUAGUAACAAAUUUAUUUAACUCAGUUUUAACAAUAAUUAAACCCUUAAAUUUUAAAUGAAAUGUUACUACAUAUAAAACAAGAAUGACUUUUAUUUUCUUUGCUUUUUUGUUAUCUAAUCUGUAUCAGCUUGCUACAUUCUUUAUGGUGAGUGAAAUGGUAACUAGAUCACUAUUGCUACAAACACAUUUUUUAAAAAUAUUUUUGGUGAUAAUGGUAAAAUUAUUCCAAACAAUUAAUUCUGUUUAAAUUUUUAGUGAAAUAUAAAACAGUCUUUUUUUUAACGUGAAAUUAUAAAUUAAAAAGAAAUGAACGAUAUCUAAAAACAUUAUUUUUGGGAUUAAAUUAAAUUUUUGAUACCGAAGUAAUUUCUGACAGAUAAUAAUGCAAUAAAACUAUUUUUAAGGAAAAUGAAACACAAAUAGGGUUUUCUGAGAAGUAUAAAUUUUAAAAAAAAAUCCAUGAUUUAUUUGAAAGAAUGGUAUAGCAAUUUAGUUUUUUUUUUUUAAAUUGUAUAUUUGAAAAUUCUUAUUUUAAACUAUAUAGUGAUUGGUUACAUCUGUUGCAUUAUUAAAGAACUAUUUGAUAGAAGUACAUAUGUUUUAUCAAUAAAAUGAUUAUGAAGGCCAUUUACUAAAAAUUUGCAUGCAUAAAUCAUCAAAGCCACUUUAAAUGACAGUUCCCUCAAUAUAUAUUUGUUUAAUUCAACUGCAGCUCAGUUUUAAUUAGCUUAAACCUAGCUUCAACUUGUCAAUGAAGUUUUUAAUUCAUUUUAUAAGCUCUGAAUUUUCCUAUUAAGAGUUAGUUUGGAAAAUUCUCUACUUAAAAUAUAGUUAAUUGCAUCCUAAUAUGACAUGCAAAACAAAUCAGACAUUUUAUGAUGUAUAUGAUUUGUACAAAUUAUAAGAAAAAAUAAUCUAUAGUGAAAAUUUAUCAGAAGAAAGUUGCAAUUGAAAAAACAAUAAGUUACGAGUUUGAACUUUAUUAAAUAGCUGAAAUCUCAUCUUUCAAAGAUCCUAGUUUUUUGCUGUACUUCAUAAUUUCACAGUAUAUUUUUUGAACUGUAGCAAUAGUCUCUAGCGACCUGUUGAUUUGUUCUGUUUCAAAACUGUCUUUUAUUAAGGUGCCUUUGAUAUGGGUCUGCAAAACACUGUGAUAGAAUUCUUAUUUUUUUAUUAUUUUUUUUUGUAUUGUACAGAUAAUGCAGCGAAUAAAAAUGCUUUUUUGUUA